Molecule: messenger RNA, 516 nt
Organism: Phytophthora sojae
Lineage: Eukaryota; Oomycota; Peronosporomycetes; Peronosporales; Peronosporaceae
Exons: 1
Source: RefSeq, a predicted model, not a curated record
AUGCCCGACCAAACACGACGUCCGGCAAACCAUGGCUCCGCGUUACAAAGUCUACCAAUUCUGUUGGGCAACCUUCGAGCUGAACAAGACGCUGGUCGUGUGCUCCUGCUGGAUGCUGAUAUUUUGGAAAUCUGGCCGUACAUUCAGAUCAGCCCGUUUGGCAUCGUCGCCAAAUCUGGAAAGGACCCAAGUGUGCACGGUAGAACGAUACAUGACUUAGCAUUUCCACCAGGCCUGUCCGUCAAUGACCACACGGACCGAACCGCACUUCCCAAACCAGCCUACGAGUCAUGUGCAGCAAUUGCGCAUGAAAUUUUACGCCGUCGCCGUCUCGAGAGCCAUCCUUCCAAAAUUCUGACUGGGGAUGUGGCAUCCGCGUUCCGUCACGUUGGAAUUCACUGCAAGUCCAUAUACCUUUUUGCCGGCAUGAUCCCUGAGCUGAACUUGCUUAUUAUCGACCUCUGUUGUCCGUUCGGUUGGACCGGUUCGCCAAGUUGCUACGAAACUUUCGGUGGA